GCGAAUCAUGAUGAUUUACUGAACAUGGUUGAAGCGUCCCUCGCAAGCUGGUCAGAAUUACAUGGAGCGUGACACGAUUUUAAUCUAAAAAAUUAUCACCCCUCCCGCGUGUUCAGGUUCCUGACCUUAAUUAAUCCUGGACCGGCGGAAGGCCAGAUUCCCGAGCUCUAAGCGUUGAUUAAAUUAAGAUCCACAAAAAUUAGGUUCAUCAAUGCGUAUAUGGCAUCGAAAAUAUAAACACCGACGUUUGGAUAUUUUCAAGGUCUUAAAAAAUCGUAAUUCAUCUCAUGACUACAAUGAAGUCGGAAUGAGGUCGCUAGGUCAUUUAUUUCUAAUCAUUCGGUCGUACUGAUAAUCAUACUUAAUUAUUACUCUACGUAAUUCGUCUUUUGUUUCAUAUAAAUAUUUUAAAUUGAGGCCACGCAAGUCCGCCAUUUUCUAUGUGCCAGCGCCACCUGACGCUCAACUAACAGUGAGAUUGUUUGAUGUGUUUCGUCACAACAGAGACGUAUAUAAUUGAGGAAUUGGGUGUUAAAAAAAUACUGGGAGAUUAAUUGUGAUUGACAGUCGCGAGGUGUUGGGUUCAAAGAGGUCGAGUGUCGGGUGAUUCUCAGGUGCAACAUGCCGGAUAUGUCUGCCAUUGCUCAUUUGCCUUUAAAGGUCAUAUUCGCUAUCCAUCUAGUCCUAACAUCAUGUGGUCUCCAGGGACACUGGUGCCCACAGUCAGCCUUGUUCUACAAUCUCCUGUUCUUCGGUUGUCUACUGUGGGCUGUGCACAAUAUAGAGUCGGAUGAACCAGUCCAAUUCGCUCUAUGCAUCAACUUUAUCGCAAUAUUCCUCGAUAUAAUCGUCCUGGCGAUCUACUUUCCAGACAACUGGGGAGCUGAGAAAUUCAGUGGAGCUGUUAUGAUCAUAAAUCUACUCGUCAGAGUAAUCACGACUGUUUCGUUACUGAGAAUUGGACAAGCUAGGGGUGGAGCACUGGCGACACUUUUUCCACCACCGCCUGGUAUGGACUACGCCAGGCAGCAGUACGAGGAUAUUUCCUAUCCAGUUCCCCAAAAUGCGGAUUUUUCGGGGAUCUAAAGUUUUUAUAAAAUUAAAAAAAAAACAAAUUCAAGUCUUGUCAUUUUGUUGUUGCAAAUUCAGUUGAAAAUAUUUAACAAAUCAGAGAAUUAAUAUAUAUAUACAAGUUCUAAGCGGCACUAACGUUAAUCUACCUAAUUGUGGUGAAAUUCGAGUCUGAAAAACACAAAAACAAGUAGUUAAUUUGAGGGAUCGACAACAGAGAAGUUUGUUGAAGAUAUCCUUCUCCAGGAAAGGUUGACAGAUCCCUCAAUUUGUCAAUUGAUCAAUUGAAAGUAAAAAGUGUCAAUGAGAGGAGUUUUUGGUUGAUGUUUACGGAAGGAGACACCAAUAUUUUUUUACCUUAACCAGUGGAUUGUAACAGAGUCAGGAGAAAAUUUCAAAGUACUGAAUAAUUACAAUUUUGUCACUCACGAUGCUGUGCUUAAGUUAAUGAACGUUUGUACCCUAGUGUGUUAAAUAAACUGUUUUUCCACUUCUAA
Messenger RNA from Diachasmimorpha longicaudata, 1568 nucleotides. RefSeq lists its product as uncharacterized. The transcript is spliced from 6 exons. The record is from RefSeq and is a predicted model, not a curated record. Lineage: Eukaryota; Metazoa; Arthropoda; Insecta; Hymenoptera; Braconidae. Gene Ontology annotation, biological process: angiotensin-activated signaling pathway. Gene Ontology annotation, cellular component: plasma membrane. Bases 622 to 1086 code for a protein of 154 amino acids.